Molecule: messenger RNA, 1476 nt
Organism: Ramularia collo-cygni
Lineage: Eukaryota; Fungi; Ascomycota; Dothideomycetes; Mycosphaerellales; Mycosphaerellaceae
Product: probable glucanase
Exons: 3
Coding region: 1-1476 (491 amino acids)
Biological process (GO): glucan catabolic process
Cellular component (GO): cell surface; extracellular region
Molecular function (GO): beta-glucosidase activity
Source: RefSeq, a predicted model, not a curated record
AUGUCAACAGGCAUCCUCAAAGUACAAGGCAACAAGGUUGUUGGCAACGAUGGCAAAGCAGUUGUACUCCGUGGUGCGGGACUGGGAGGUUGGAUGAACAUGGAGAAUUUCAUCACCGGGUACCCAGGCCACGAAAGCCAGCAUCGAGCAGUAAUGCUCCAGGUUCUCGGCCAGGAGAAGUAUGACUUCUUCUUUGACAAGUUUCUGGAGUACUUCUUCGACGAAGCCGAUGCCAAAUUUUUCGCUUCCAAGGGGUUGAAUUGUUUGAGAUUACCGUUCAACUAUAGACAUUUCGAGGAUGAUAUGAAUCCUCGAGUGUUGAAAGAGGGAGGUUUCAAACAUUUGGAGAGGGUUGUUGAGUUGUGUGCCAAAUACAACAUCUACACAAUCCUAGACCUACACGCAGCUCCUGGUGGACAAAACGGCGAUUGGCAUUCUGAUAACCCAACCAACUAUGCAGCAUUCUGGGACCACAAGGACCAUCAAGACAGAACGAUCUGGCUAUGGACUGAAAUCGCAAAGCGUUUCAAGGGCAAUCCAUGGGUGGCUGGUUACAACUUCUUGAACGAACCUUGCGAUCCUCUCCACUACCGCCUACCAAUCUUCUACGAAAGAAUCGAAAAGGCUGUGAGAGCCGUCGAUGCUGAACAUAUCCUCUGGCUGGACGGUAAUACUUUUGCCAUGGAGUGGAAGUACUUUGACAAGCCAUUGCCAAAUACCGUCUAUGGUCUUCACGACUACUCCAUGAUGGGCUUCCCGAAAGGCGAUCGCUACGAGGGUACUCCAGAGCAGAAAGAGAAGCUCGAAGCACAAUUCCUACGCAAAGCGGAUUUCAUGAGUGCGCACGACGGACCAGUCUGGAACGGAGAAUUCGGACCUGUGUACGCCAACCCACAACUCGAUGAAGGUCACGAGGAAAUCAAUGCGGCCAGAUAUGAACUGUUGAGCGAACAAUUGCGCAUCUAUGACAAGUACAAAAUCCACUGGAACAUCUGGCUCUACAAAGAUAUUGGUGUGCAAGGAAUGGUUCACGCCGAUCCCAACAGCAAAUACAUGCGCACCAUCGCCUCCUUUUUGGAGAAGAAACGGGCGUUGCAGCUGGAUGCUUGGGGAAGAUAUCCCAGCAAGGAAGUGGAAGCUGUGAUUAAUCCUCUGGUGGAGUUUAUCGAUCGUAAUUUGCCGACGAGUAAAGAUCAAUAUCCCACUCCUUGGGCGACGGAAAGACAGAUUGCGAGGUUGAUUAAUAAUAGUUGGAUGUCGAUGUGUAGCUCACUUGAGUUCGCGGAGCUUUUCCAAGGUAUGAGUAUAGAGGAGUUGGAUGAGUGUGCAAAGGGCUUUGCUUUUGAGAACUGUAUGCAGAGAGAGGGGUUGAAUAGGGCUUUGGAGGCUCAUGCGGAUGCUGCUAGUGAUUUGGAUGAGAGUUGGACGAGGCCCUCCAUGGUUUGGACUGAUGGGUCAAAGCUAGAGUCGGACUAG